Prorocentrum cordatum is the source of this 783-nucleotide messenger RNA. The record is from the annotation of a GenBank genome assembly. NCBI's taxonomy places the organism in Eukaryota, Dinophyceae, Prorocentrales, Prorocentraceae.
AUGUUCUUCCGCUGCCUUCGCGGCGCCCGGGGCCCCGGGUCGGUGUUCAACUGGCUCUUUGCCACCCUGGGGCCGGUCCUGCCGCUGGCGGUCCUCGGCGUGCGGCUGCUCGUGCUUCCGUUCAGCAGGCACGAGAUCUUCAUGACCGUGAUCGUGUGGUUCCUCAUGGCAGUCGUGCGCCUGCUGAUCUACGUGUACUGGAUGGGGGGGUCCGGCUGGUUCUCCGACCACAUCUUCCUCAUGGCGUGCAUCCUCGGCAUGCUGCACACGGACAUAGCCUACGCGCACGACUACGUCCUGGACGGCUACGUCUGGGCCGUGCCGCCCCUGCUGGUGUCGUACUUCCUGGUGUGGCGAAUCUCCGAGGAGGCCUACGUCACCGCGUCCUUCUACCACAGGCCGGCGGGGCCUGCAGUCGCUGCUGGCGCUGCUGGUGGGGGUGCCGCUCUUCGUAAGCAUGGCAGGGCUGUGGGUGCACUGGAGGCCGAUGUGCAUCAAGGCGCCGCGGGAGCCCGAGGCGCCCUCCGACGCCGAGGCGGGCGCCGGCGCGCCGCGGCGCGCCGAGGAGGAGCCCUGCCGCAGCCGGGGCUGGCGCGGAGGACAACGGCUCGCCCUUCGCGGAGGACGACCUGCCGCCGCUCCACGUUCCGUCCAGCAACCUCGCCACGCAGCGCCGCGAAGGCGGCGCCGCGGUGGCCGAGGGGCCGCGGAGGGCGGCGAGCGAGUACGCAGGCGGCGCGCCGAAGAGCGAGGUGCCACGGAGAUCGGCAAGCGAGCACGUAG